Messenger RNA from Ectocarpus sp. CCAP 1310/34, 3859 nucleotides. The record is from the annotation of a GenBank genome assembly. NCBI's taxonomy places the organism in Eukaryota, Phaeophyceae, Ectocarpales, Ectocarpaceae.
AUGCGGCGCAACUCCUGGGUUCCCCGAACGGUCUCGCUCCGGCCUCCGGCCUCCCUCCCUCCCACUCUCUGGGUUGGCAUCAUGCUGGGGUCGCUCUUGGAAGGGGCCAAGGUAACCGUCCGACGGGCCGGGAUGGCGGAUUUCUCCAAAGGCGAAGGACGAGCUGCGUCCAAGGAGCCUUCGUCGCCCCCCGAGCCCGAUGGGUCCCUGCGCGACGAUGGCCUUCAUGUACGAUCUCCACGCCAGCUUGCCGUAAGAGAACAAGUGACGACAGCAUCUGAAGGCGGGGCUGCUGGUCGUGACAGGGCCGUGAGCUCGUCCGUGUCGCGGUCUUUCUCUCUCCUGAGGGCUUCCGGGGCGCGGGCCAUGCUCCCUGUAAAGAUGGCUCUUAGCGGCGACCCCGAGGCCGUCGAGGCGCGGGAGAGCCUGACCAAGUACAAGGCAACGUUGUCUGCGGCGGUAGCGGAAGCGGAGGCCACGACAACCUCAAGGCGGGAGGAUCUGGUGCUGUUGACCACGGCGCUGGCGGGCCAAGAAAGCGACCUACGGUGCUGGGGCUACGUUUCCGUCCUUGCGUCUUUCAAGGAACACCGACGAAGAGAGACCAACCGUGCUCAGCUGCGGGUCGGCAUGUCGGAGAGGCGGGAAGAAGUAGUAACCGCCAAGCUACAGGAAGUCAGCCGUCUGCUCCGCUCCAUGCCGAUCAUCGGGCCCUGGACUAACAAGUCAGCGGGGGCAGAGACGGAAUCCCUCGGGUUCGGCGGGGGGAUCGGUGGUGACGGCCGUCUUUGGGAGGAGGCGUGCGCUGUAGCUCCGGAAGAUCUUCUCGCCUUCGACGAGGAACUCGCGUUGGCGAGGCAGCGGCUGGUCGCGUGCGACCGCGCGUGCGCGGCCGCAGCGGACGCAUUCGCGAUGAAGGUUGUCGCCGCUGGAGGCCUGGAGCCAAGGUCGCCUGAGGACAGAGCACAAGCACUCUUGUCCCUGUUGUCCCGGUACCACGUGCUCGAACUGGGGGAGUCCGUAGUGUCCGGGGAAGAGAAGACUGGACAAGACCAACCCACCGUUAAAAAAGACCACCCUACCGUUAAAUCGUCACCUCAAGAUCCUGGAGGGACCCAGGUCGAAGAAGACCGCGAAGAAGCUGGCAAACAGCAACCGCGGAAGGAGGAGGGGGGGGGCGAAACCCGCAACCUUGAAACGGAACCGGUUCCCGUAGAAAAUACGGGAAGACCGAUCGAAAGAAAAAAAACAGUCGAAGAAGAAGCCGACCAAGGCAGGCGGGUCGACGAACAAACCAACGCAAGUGGUACUAUGAGCACCGGCGCCCAGGACGAGCAAGCAAAGGGGGACGAGGGCGAGCCUCACAGGGGAGGUAAGUCGGCGUCACCCGAAGGCGGUGAUGGGACGUCACCCGAAGGCGGUGAUGGCAGCGACAGCAGCGGUCGAGACCACCCCCCUCGCGCGGAGAGCGACGAGAGUCGUCGGAGUGUGGACGGGUGGGGCCCACCCGCGGGUAGCGCGCGUUUUUCCAGGCUUGGCCGAAAGGACUGCGAGGUGGCGUUUUUCGAGCUCAUGCUGGACGAGCGGAAUCGAGAAGGGCGCUUGCUGCGGCGCUUCCUCACCAUGGCGCAGGCCAACAAGUCCCCGCCACCACCCCCUCCUCCCCCGCCCUCAUCGUCGAAUCCGGCGAAGAAGACGACGACAGUGCCAUGGUCGUUUUCCGGAGACGCUACCGGGACCGGGGGCAAGACGACCACGCUCGCCAACACCGCCGCCAGCAUGUUCUCCUCGAUGCGCCGGAGGGCAGCACGCGGUAGCAACGCCAGCGGGGGUUCAAGCGUGGAAGCCGGCGACGAUAAGACGCGUGGGGGGGCUGCCAACACUGCUGGCAGGGAACCGGGAUCGGCAACGGCGGCGUCGGCAACCGUCGGGAAGACGGGGGCCAUCACCGGGGAUAGCGAGGAGGGGGAAGGGCCGGUGGGCCCGCAGGUGGUCAAGGCAUUCAUCAACUACUUCUCGAAAGAGUACCUGGUGAAGAUGUUCGACGUGCCCGACUUCCUGGUGCCGACGUUGACGACGCUCGUGGCGCUGCUGGUGUUUCGGCAAGCGAGAAGACUCGUGUUUGGCUACGACCGGCGCCGCGUGGCAAAGAACGAUGAAGUCUGGCAGGAGAAGGCGAGAAGAGUGCGUUUGGUGCCCCUGAGCGAGCUGGGGGCUCCGCAGGAAUACAUUAUCGCCUCGAGUCCGAGGAGUGGCUCGGCUGUUCAAGAUGGGGCCAGAAGGGGGCCCCGUACCGAAAAAGAAGGGGAAGUGGAAGCGGUGGAUGCCGAUCUGACCGACCGCAAAGUUGUAGCUGACUCGCGAUCCGAUGAUGAUGGUGGUCCUGGCGAUAGCGGUGAACCUGAUGGUGCGGGUACCGAUGCUCGCCUAGCGGCUGGUCUUUCGCCCAAGUCUGCUGCUGCUGCUGUGGAGGCAUCUCACGCCAGGACCGCUGAUGUUUGCGCGAAUGCAGGCGAUGACACGGCGGUAGCUGGACAGGAACAGGCAACGCCGGCCGCCCCGUCCACAGACAAGGGUGUAUCGCCGACGGGAGGAGAACACGGCGACGCCGCCCUUGCCGACACGUCCACUGCUGCUGCUGCUGCUGCUGCUGCUGCUGCUGCUGCUGCUGCUCCUGUGUCGGGUGUUCCACAGACGGCGGCGGGGAGAGCGCGGCAAGCGGAGAAGGAGGUGGCGGCGACGGCGGCGGCGGCACCGGCGUACGCCAGGGCUUCGCGAGAGUUUGAGCGCCUCGGGGAGUGCGCCACGCCGGUAGAAAUGCUGGACGUCAUCAAGGCCGGGAUGACGCUCUUGUCCGAAGAAGCCGCGAGGAUAUCGGGAUCGGACAAGCCUUUAGACGCCGACAGCCUGCUGCCUCUGCUCGUCCAUUCCCUGGCGCACGCGAACCUCCCGCGAGUCCACGAGGCUCUGAGUUUUCUCAGAAAUUUCCAGGGUGCUGGUUGGGGAGGGGAGCAGGAGUACUACGUGACGUGCCUCGAGGCCGCGGUUUCUUUCGUGCUAGACUGGGGGGCUGUUGCCGACCCCAACGCCGACGGGGAUGACGGUAACAACAACAACAAGGAUGACGACAAUAUCAUCACUGACAGCGCCAAAGAGUCGAAGGCGGCGGGGAAGAAACUACUUAGUCGAGAGGAUGACAGUGGCGGUAGCAGUAGCGGUAACGAUGCAACGGCUGCAGGAAGAUGGGCGGCGCGGCGGGCGGGAGAAGAGGAGGAAGAGCCGGACAAGGGGCGGGAAGCCUUGGUCCGCCUCGGAAUUUUCUUGGAAAAGCAUGAGGUUCAGGAGGACACGGUGGACGUCUUGUCCUCCGCCGGCUGGCUCUGACCUACCUGUCACGCACUGGCUCCUGAGCAUAUCCGCCGCCUGUUGCAAUAUGACAGGGGGAGGGGGGGGGGGGUUGCAGCGCUGCUGCUGUCGACCAGCUCGAUCUAGUUUUUUUUCAGUAUCUCGGCGUAGAACAAGUCCUAUUCAAACGAGCUCGUGAGUGGGCGAAAAACAGCAAGCUCCGGAAGUUAGUUCUGUGCCCGGCCACGAGCCCUACCGUCAUUGAUUACGCACCCACAAAUCCGCGGAACAGCGUUAGGUCUCUUUUUACGUCCGUGAGGAAGCCCUAUGCUGACGACGGCGCCAGUGUGAAGCAAGCCCCGUUUUGCUUGCCUGUUGUUAUGUGCCAAACGAACAGCGCGAUGAUACACAGUACUCGUUUACCGCUUGCUGUGGGCGAGAGAAAGCUAGCUGUGUCCGCCGAGAGCGCACCCGAGCGAUAUUAGGAACAUGAGAUCGAGCUUGAAUUCAGGCA